AUGCCAUCAUACAAACUUUCUUAUUUUAAUCUUCGUGGUUUUGCCGAAGUAUCUCGGCUGAUUUUUGCUGCUGCUGGUGAAAAAUAUGAAGAUGUUCGUUAUGAACGAGAUCAAUGGCCAGCACACAAAGAUGAGAUGCCAUUAGGUCAAAUGCCUGUUCUUGAAGUUGAUGGUGUCAAAUUACCACAAUCAGCAGCAAUUGCAAGAUUUCUUGCUAAACAAUUUCAUUUAGCUGGUAAAGACAAUUUCGAACAAGCACAAGUUGAUGCUGUUGUUGACACAAUAUAUGAUUUAUUGAAGGCGUUUAUACCAUCUCGUCGUGAGCAAGAUGAAGCUAAAAAAGAAGAAUUAACAAAAAAAUUCUUUGGUGAAGAACUACCAAAACAUUUACAAAAUCUUGAAACUCUUGGUAAACUAUAUGGUAAUGGUGGUCAUUUCUUUGUUGGUAAUCAGUUGACAUGGGCAGAUUUACUCUUUCAAAAUUUCGCUGAAACUUUUGUUGGAAUGAACGCUGAUUGUUUAAACAAUUUUCCAUGGUUACAAAAAAAUCGUGCUGAAGUUGAAAAACAACCCAGAAUUGCAGAAUAUCUUAAGAAUCGACCGAAAACAGAAAUAUAG
This is a messenger RNA of Adineta steineri, 618 nucleotides long. The record is from the annotation of a GenBank genome assembly. Lineage: Eukaryota; Metazoa; Rotifera; Eurotatoria; Adinetida; Adinetidae.